UGAAAACAGUAAACAUUUAUUAAUUCUAAUUUAUUCAUAAAGAUGAAAAUUGUACUUCUAUUCAUUUUGAAUUAAUGAGCAUCUAGGUGUCUAUGUAGAGGAUACAUGGGCGUGAUUCAUUAAAAUUUGCUUCAGGACAAGUGAGGUGUUUUAAUACAAAGGAACUACAGCAUCCAUUUCACCUGGUGUUUAUAAAUUCAUGCACGAGUUCUAUAUAUGUUUAACAUUAUGAGUUCAAAAUCUUCUGGUCAAUGCGGUGGUUCGUUAAAUUAAGACUUGGAUAUAAAAGCUUCAUUUUAUUUUUUAAAUAAACGUUAAUGUGAUACGCUAUAUGGCUGCAUGGACGACCAAACUGUGACAUUUUGGAUAAAAAAACAUAAUAUAUUAUACAUAAAAAUAACCAAUUUAAAGUGCUGAAUAAGGAUACAAACAAAUGAUGAGCGGAACGAUGAACGUAAUGAGUGUCUGGGUGAUUUGCCUCUUGCUCCAGUCUACAUUAGCGUUACCGAGGCACAAGAGAUCAGUAACAACGUUGGUGGAAUGCACCUUCGGCAGUGACAUGUGUGGAUUUGUAGAUCGCCAGGACGACCAGAAAGACUGGACAAGGAGCACUAAUGGCCAAACCCCAUCUGGUGGAACUGGCCCAAACGGGGGGAACAGUGGAGAUACGUUCUUGUAUGUGGAAGCAUCCAAUUCCAACGAUAAUGACAGGGCAGUGAUAGAUUCUCCUACGUUUUCUAGCAGUGGGACCAAGUCUCUGAGCUUCUAUUACUACGCCCUUGGAGAGGACCUCGGGGUGUUCACUGUCACCGCCCAGCCUUCGAACACACAGCUAUUUAGAUUCGACGACGAGGCAGGCUCAGACGAAAGUAGGGCCGAAUGGAGGGAGGUAGCAGUGUCACUACCCGGGGGCACUACUUCUGUGCGCUUUGAAGUUCAACUUCGCACAGGUGGAAAGAAGUGGUCUUCAGACUUCGCAAUUGAUGACUUCAAAGUUACCAGUGUGGAAAGUGGUGGCGAUACAGGUGGUAGCGAUUCAGGUGGUUCUACUGCGUUUAGUUGCGACUUUUCUAGCGGUAUGUGUAAUAUGCGCCAGUGGAACUCGGAUAGUUUCAACUGGGACCGCCAGACUGGGGCUACCGAUUCCGAUCACACAGGGCCAAGAAACGGACGCGCCGGUGGGAAUGAUAACUACUUAUUUGUUGAGUCUAGCAAUAGGGGAAAUAACCAAAAUGCUGUCAUUGAAACACCCGAAAUGUCCGCCAGUGGAGGAAAGAAACUAAGUUUCUAUUAUCAUGCUCGUGGCGAUAACCUUGGAGACCUACGUGCAAUUGCUGAGGAUGGAAAUGGGGGAACACAAACAGUUUGGAAUUGGAAAGACGAACAGGAAUCCAGUGAAGACGCAUGGAAGAAGGUUGAUGUAGACCUAAACGAUGGUGUGAGGAAAGUGAGAUUUGAGGUUGUCCUUCCUGGAUCGGGCAACAGUUAUUCAUCCGACUUUGCUAUUGAUGACAUCUCAGUCAUGAAUUUGGAUGGUGGGGGUGAUACUGGGGGAGAUCAAACGUUUAUUGAUUGUGGGUUUGAAAGUGGCGAUUGUGAAUUCAUUCAGCGGACCGAUGAUGACGAUGACUGGAUUCGUAUUCAAGGAGGAACUCCUUCAGGAGGAACUGGGCCAUCGGGAGCAAAAUCUGGCUCUUAUUACAUGUAUGUGGAAGCCACUGAUGGUUCUCAGAAUAGUCGGGCCAGACUAGAAACUUCUUCAUUUUCAUCUUCUGGCGAGAAGACGUUAACCUUUGAUUAUCAUGCAAGGGGUUCUUCUGUUGGUAGAUUGAAAGUGUUCGCCAAACUAUCUAGUUCAACUGUCCAAAGAUGGAUAUCAUCUGGUACAAGCAGUGAGAACUGGAGAUCAGAAACUGUUUCACUUCCUUCCGGAACAAUUUCAGUUAUAUUCGAAGUUCAGUUGACUGGAGAUUCAAAUUACUGGUCGUCAGAUAUAGCUAUAGACAAUGUCAAAAUAGUCAGCGGAUCAGAUGGUGGCGAUGAUGGUAAUACAGGAGGCGACACUGGGGGUGGUUCGGGUAGAGGAACAUCCGACGUAGCCUUCGUGUUAGAUUCCUCAGGUAGUGUUGGUGCAUCAAACUUCAACAGGCAGAAGGAGUUCAUCAAGAAUGUCAUUAAUGAUAUAAAUCUUGGAGAAAACAAUAUUCAUGUGUCCGUCGUACGGUACAGCGACAAGGCCGAGAGAAUGAUUCGCCUCAACCAGUACUGGGAUAAGUCCGCGUUAAGAAGCGCCAUUGAUAGGAUAGAGUAUGUUCAAGGUGCCUCAUACACAGGAGCCGCUCUACGAUCUCUUACAGAUAGUGUAUUUACUUCGGACGGCGGUGAUCGGCCAGGAGCCCCAAAUGUGGCAUAUCUUAUGAUUGACAGCAAAACCAGUGUUAAGCCAGAUGAAACGCUGAGUGCUGCAAUUGCAGUACGUCAAGCAGGGAUUGAUCUGAAGGUUGUUGGUAUCGGGGGUCAAGUUGACAUGAACGAGAUAGAGAUGAUUGCAGAUGAUGAUGCUAAUGUCAUCACUAUUUCAGAUUUUAGUCGGUUGAAUGACUUGAGGAGUGCAGUGUCAAAUUACAUCGCCAACGAUGGCGAUGGCUGUAGAGACAAUCCAUGUCGUAAUGGUGGAAGUUGUACAGAUUCUCUAAGUGGAUACACGUGUCGCUGUGUUAAUGGAUACGGCGGCUCUUCGUGUGCAACACGCUGUGAUAGCAACCUGGAUAUAGCAUUCCUGUUGGAUACAUCAGGCAGCAUCGGAGAGUCAGAUUUCCGCAAAGCUCGUAAGUUCAUCAAAGAUUACGCAAGGGAGUUUGAUGUUGGCGGCAGGGCUAGAUUCUCAGUUGUAACAUUUGGUUCAGAUGCAAACAAACACUUUGGACUUACCGACAGCAAUGAUUUUACUGAACUCAGUCGAGAUAUGGAAAGGGUGGAUUACACAGGCGGUGCUACCAAUACGGCAGCAGGAUUACAGCUGCUUAGGUUAGGGGUGUUUAACCAAGCCAGGGCUGAUGCUAAGAAAGUUGCAAUUAUUUUAACUGAUGGAAUACCAACUGUUAACCCAGAUGAUACGUUUCCUCAAGCUAAGGAACUUCGUGAAAGUGGGGUUCAUGUCAUAGCUAUAGGGGUAGGGCCAAACAUACAAAUGAGAGAACUCUACGGAAUAGCAUCUGAUCCAGACAAUCUAAACGUUUUCGAGUCAGAACGCUUCGAUGAUCUACCCAACCUCAAAUCUGCUCUUGCAAGUCUCAUUUGCACAGAUGGUGAUCAGUGCAGUCCCAAUCCAUGUAGUCAGGGGACGUGUAUAGACGGCUUUAACUCGUACGUGUGUCAGUGUAGAGACAAUUGGGCGGGUAUAAACUGUGAUCAACGUUGCAACAAUCAGCGUGACAUCGCAAUCCUUCUCGACUCAUCUGGCAGUAUAGGCGAGAAUAACUUUUACAGUAUCCUGGAUAGUCUCAAAACGCUCACCAAUCGCUUUAACAAAGACACUAAUGUCGCUUUUAUAACAUUUGGAGACUCAUCAGUCCUACGAUUUGGAUUUCAAACAUACAGCGAUCGUAGUAGUCUUCUAGGGGGCAUUGGAUCAGUUGGUUACUCUGGAGGUGCAACCAAUACAGGGUCUGCACUCCGAAUGGCUAGGGAUCAAGUAUUUGGAAGAUCUGGGGAUAGAGGUGAUGCAUCCAAUAUUGCGAUAGUUCUCACCGAUGGUAUAUCUACAGUCAACCCGGAAUCGACACUAGACAGGGCUCGAGAGCUUCGGGAUAGAGGAGUACGAGUUGUGUCGGUGGGUAUCGGAAAUGUUGACAAUGAACGCAGAAAGGAGCUUACGGGAAUCGCAACAGAUCCAGAUAGUGACAAUGUAAUAUAUGUUACCAACUUCGCUGACCUUCCUAACAAAUUAUCAGACAUUUUAAACAUCGUCUGUGCGAACUAAGGUGUUAUAUUAUUGGUGGCACGAUCAGAACCCUGCCUCUACCUGGUGCUAUGAGAAUAUACAUGGGUGAAUCAUCACUGGUUGAUCCAAUUGAGACACUGUAGAAUAAGACAUUUAUAUAUUAUAUCAACCUGUUAAUACCAUGUACAGCAUAUACUCACAAUCAAUUAAAUCAAAGAAUGGAAGAUGAGACGCCAGAAGGAUGCAAAAACUUCUCUGAAAUUGCUAUUCGAUAAAUAUACUAAAAUCACCAGCAUAUCAUAGCAAAUUAAUUCACUGAUCACUAUAAGCUACUCGUUAAUUAAAGAAGUGGACUGUUAUACAUGCAACGACUUGAAGCUAAACAGUCAAUUAUACAGGGGUGUCAAAAAAAACGCAACAAGUAGUUAUCUAGUAAAAUCACAAAACUAGUGAUGGCUACAUCAAUUUCAUUCAAUGUACCAUAAAGCCACGUCUCUCCUCUUUGCAAUGAUGUGUCAUCCAUUCACAU
Messenger RNA from Owenia fusiformis, 4472 nucleotides. NCBI's taxonomy places the organism in Eukaryota, Metazoa, Annelida, Polychaeta, Sabellida, Oweniidae. The record is from the annotation of a GenBank genome assembly.